Drosophila erecta is the source of this 2689-nucleotide messenger RNA. RefSeq lists its product as uncharacterized. Bases 95 to 2323 code for a protein of 742 amino acids. The record is from RefSeq and is a predicted model, not a curated record. Lineage: Eukaryota; Metazoa; Arthropoda; Insecta; Diptera; Drosophilidae. The transcript has 2 exons.
UACAAUAUACACAGCUCGUCAACACAAUCCGCACACAAACCGGCAGCGAGAGAACUCAGAUGUCGCAGCAGAUCGCUGGAGAGGAGCAAUCACUAUGAAUCGCAAUCGAAUCAACCAGAUGCGGCAAAUGGACCGGGGUCAGGAGGGUCUGCAGCAAGUCAUCCAAAUUCAGCGUCAGCAGGGUCAGCUGGGCAACCAGCACAACCAGCAGAACCAGGGCCCAGCUCCGACCGUCCAGACAGUCCGUCGCAAGACGACCUACACCAGGACGGAGAUGCUGUCGCGUGGUCUGCCCACCGUGCACAACACCAAUCGAUCGGCUCGAAACUGCGCGACAGCUGGGCAGGAUUGGAGCAGUCAAAUGUCGCCGAAACAGCGCUACACACAACCGCCGAAGGCCGUCAUCCCGGUCAUUGGUCCAUUGGUCCAAAGCACCAAUGCCACCAAUACCACCAACGCCACCAACAAGAGCAGCACACUCGGCAGGCAGCGGAGUUUCCUGCCCCGUGUGGCUAGAUUGCCGAACAAGGCGGAUAAGUCGCCCAGCAGGACACAAAAUCGCGUGGCACGGACCACUGAGCUCCCAGUGGAGCAGUCGAAACAGCCGGUGGGCAAUCACAAGGGCGUGCAUUUAAUGAAUAAUACACCGCAUGACAGCGAUAGCAGCAUGUUGGCCACCAGUGGAGAUAACCUAAUCAGCGAGAGCAGCAGCUCCAUGGAGCAUCACAAGAUCAAGUUGGCCAAGGCCAUUCGCUUGCCGGAUGAUCAGAACAAGAGUUUCGUCUACGUCUGCAAGCCGGUGAAGAAGGUCAAAGCUUUGAUGACCGCCCGCAGAUUGCGAACUAGCACUGAGCACUUGAAUGGACUGAAGGAGGGCGAGUUUUGCUUGCAGAACGAGGAGACGUACAAGCUACAGAGGAGCAUAUCCGAGGAGGCGAUACGCAGCAAGGGCGCUGGCGAAGGAUACACCCUGACGCCCGUCGAGGGGCUGGCACAGACGUCGAGUACCUCCAGCCAGUUGGAUAGCCCCACAUUGGCGGCCAUGCUGCAGCGGCAGCAGCAAUUUGAGGCCAAAGCGGUUUGCAGUCAGGAGCGUUUGAGGAUCCAGUUGCGGGAGGUGCGCCAGAGGCAGCGCCAGUUGCGCCAACUGGAGCGGGAUCAGUGCGAAAGGGAGCAGCGCCAGUUGGAAUUGGAUCAGAUGUGCCAGAAUCUGCCCGCUCUGCAGCAUGAGAUACACAUGCUGCAGCAGUUGAGCGAAAAACUGGAGGCGACAAUACGCGUAUCCAGUAUACCCAAGCCGAGGAGCACUGUAAUCAUCGCGGAUAUAAGCCAGCAGUCCUCCGGUCGCUUCUACACACCGCGUACAAGUCCAUAUCAACUGAACGAGCUGCCGCUUAGGAAACUGGGUUGUCUGCGCGUCGAACAGAUGGCAGUCAUUCAACUGAGGGCACGCAACAUGGGCACGGUAUGCCAUGUGGGUUUGGUUCAAGAGUUUCGCAUUGAGACCAAAACGCUCAAUGAGCUGAAGACAGCGGAUGAGUCGCAAUGCUUCUAUUUGCCAGUGCCCAAAGUGGAGCCAGCACUGACCGCCGCCAACGAAGCUGAUCCCCUGCAGCCCACCAAUUUUCGCAAGCUACGAGAGAAUCCCAAUAUGCUGCUGCAGCAGCUGCGACAAGUGCCCGGCACUGCGAGACCCUUCAACCUCUUGGAUCAGGACACCAUGUUCUUCAAUAGUCUGGCCUAUGCGGACCCAAAAACUUUGGCGGCUAACAGUGCGGCUGGGCAACUCGAGAUGACCGCACGAGAGAUGGGUGGCGGCGCAGCAACCCUGGCCCAUUAUGGCCAUGGUGCCAUUGCCUAUUCACGCCUCUCGGUGCGGGUUAACGAAGUGGGCGUGGCGCCUACUGCCGCAGUGAAAACAGCAGAACAGGGCGAUCGGUUAACAGGAGCAAUUGAAUGCCCUAUCCGGGUGAAUAAUACCACUCAAACGGAUGUUCGAGUGCCCAGGCUGGGCAAACUGCAACUGGAAACAGAAACGGAAAUCAGUUCAUCCCAUCCCAGUCCCAGGCUGAUCAAGCGCAAGAAACUGGAGGAGGUUAGAGCCAAGGUGCGUGGUCAAGAUGUGAGGGAACCCGAUCCCGGACCGAGACCAAUGCAGACCAGGAAUACAAUGCGUCGGCGAGCACCCGAGCCGCCGAUUCGGUGUCGCGUGGAGCCCAAGGUUCGAUUGAAGUUGUUCAAAACCGUGUUGGUGGGAAUGGUCCAAGUUGCUGUUAUACUAGUUCUCAUCAUGGCCUUCACCUAUCCGGAUGUUAGCUGCUGAGCCACAAAACCAUCGAAACAUUCAACGAACCCCCGGGCUUUAGUCAAAGCUUAGUAAAUGCAAAAAAGAAAAAAAAAGAAAAGAGAGUAAGCAGGGUAAUGGCUAUAAAGGCAAGCAGCUGGAAAAGCAGAAGAUGCAAACCCAAACCACUAAAAUCGUUGAUAACCGAUUCGGUGUUUGAUAUCACACACAUAUGUUUUCGAAUUGAUUGUUUUCUUACUGUGCCCGAGCGAUGCCAAGUCGAGCAAUGUUAAUAAAAUUUCACGUGUAUUGCGAACCGUUAGCGCCCCAGCACCAAAACCGAUACGCUGCCCAUCGGUUCUGUAUCGGUUAGGCGAAGCGGUUAAGCGAAACAAUAUAAAAGCA